Dunckerocampus dactyliophorus (ringed pipefish) is the source of this 4869-nucleotide messenger RNA. Its product is annotated as glypican-5-like. Gene Ontology annotation, biological process: positive regulation of canonical Wnt signaling pathway; cell migration; regulation of protein localization to membrane. Lineage: Eukaryota; Metazoa; Chordata; Actinopteri; Syngnathiformes; Syngnathidae. Gene Ontology annotation, cellular component: cell surface; extracellular region; plasma membrane. The transcript is spliced from 9 exons. Bases 190 to 2019 code for a protein of 609 amino acids. The record is from RefSeq and is a predicted model, not a curated record.
CUGGUCGUUAGACACCCACCACCAACGGUACAGACAGCACACCUCUCCUGACCAAUAAUGUGACAAAAGAAAACAUCCGGUGUAGAUCAAAUGUUUCGCUUCUUUUGACUCAACUGACGCACGCGCGCACACCCCGGCAGGCUCCAUCCAGCAGGCUAUCCGUGGCGCUACCUGGUGUGACAUGCGGCAAUGUCCCGUGGAAUAUGCCCACGCGUGAACUCUCGCGGACCUUUUUGGAUUUUGCCGGCGGUCUUAUUGGCGGCCAGCGCGCUCGACGCGGGCGCCUACAGCUGUCAUGAGGUGAGAACCGCCUUUCAGCUGAGGCAGGUCGGACCGCUGCACAGGGUACCGGAGACACCUGGCACAGAUGUGGAUCUCUUGGUCUGCAAGCACCAGGGUCCAUCUUGCUGCACCCGGAAGAUGGAGGAAAGCUACCAGUUUGCAGUGAAGCGGGAAACCCUCCACAACAUUUACUCAUACAGCUACGAGCUGAAGCACCUGAUCUCGAGCCACUCGGAUGCCUUCCAGGACAUGUUCCAGUACUUGCUAUCGUUCUCUCAAGGACACCUGAGUUCUCUGCUGGAAGGGACCUACGAACCUCUUUCCCGUCAAGCAUUGCCCCACGUGAACCAACUCUUCGCCUCAUUCUCCCUUUACCUCCGAGGGGCCAACGUCUCUGUGGGGGCGACUGUCCACACUUUUUUCAAUGACCUCUUCCCACUUGUCUACACAAGACUUAUCAAUCCAGGCAUUGUGAGCAGCAUGGCAGUGGGCCCUGAAAUGACCGACUGCCUCCGAAUGAUCAGGCAGGACGUCAACCCCUUUGGGAAUCAUCCUUCCGUCAUGGCCCAGGAGCUAGCUGAGGCAAUUAGCGUCGGUCGACAUCUGGGCCUGGCCCUCGAGGAAGGCCUGGAUGUGCUGAACGCCACGGAACAUGUCACUUUGAGCAAAGAGUGUAUGAAAGGCCUGGUGAAGAUGGUGUAUUGUUCCCACUGCAGAGGGUUGACUCUGAUUAAACCCUGCGUGGGUUACUGUCUCAAUGUUAUGCGUGGCUGCUUGGCCAGCAUAUCUGAACUGGAUCAACCUUGGAGGAGGUAUACCAACUUGCUGGAGCAGCUAACCCACAGCAUGGUGGGCCACCACAGCCUCGAGCUCGCACUGCUCGGAAUUCGGGCUCACGUCAACGAGGCCUUGCUCUAUGCACAGCUUCACGGUCCACUCAUCACAGCCACAGUAGACAAGGUGUGUGGCCUGUCGACCAGGGCGCCUACCGGCAUGCAGCCGACCAGCCCGGAGGUCACAACCUCCAGCCUGACCUCAUCAACUCCAUUUCCUUCAGCUGCCCCUUUGAAACCUCUGCCAGAGCAGUGGCUUGGGCAACUCGCACAUUUGAGGAGCUCGCCCCCACUGAAACCCUCCAAGAGCAAUAAACAUAGUCUGAGAACACUCUCUAGGGAGUUCCUGAUGUACCUACAGCGCUACAAGUCCUUCUAUGCUGCCUUGCCAGAGAUGCUUUGUGAGGGGGAGAAUGUGGUGGAUGAGGCCACAUGCUGGAGUGGAGAUGGUGUGGUGGAGAGUUACACCGGCAGAGUGGUAGGGAAUGGACUGCAUGCUCAGAGGCAAAACCCUGAGGUCAAAGUGCGUAUCCCAAACACUGCACUCGCCGAAGUUAAGAAGAGAUUGGAAACCUUCAACCAGGAAACCCAGGAGAGAUUUCCAAAUCUGGGCCAGGUGGAGACGUGGGAGGAGCUGGGUAGUGGGGAAACAGAGGGCAGCGCCACAGAUUGUGAUGACGAAGAUGGAUGUCAAGCCUCGGGAGACGGUCAAGACAAGACCUCACAUACAAAAGUCUCCAGUGAAGUGGCAUCCGUCGGGCCUGGAUCAGAUGGUACCAAGCAGAACGCAGCCAAGCCCCCUUCUGUCCGGGUCAUAGGGGGCUCACCUUCUUCCAACUGGCCAGGACCCUGCAGCCUUGCACUGCUCUUUGCUGCACUUUUCUCACAAUGGACUCUUUUCUGAUGUGACUGUUGUUUAAGGAACUGCAUACGUGCACACUUGACUUUCACAUCACAUAUACAAUCUUCCCUCUCGUUGGAUCGCGGGAAGAAAAGAAAGACUGUAAGAUUCUUGUUCUGGAGCACACACUCGUCACCAUGUGUGUGUUUGCUCAAGCCGAUCCCAUGCACACACAUCUCCAAACAAAAUCCCCGCUGCUUCCUGUAAGGCUGUUCUCUGCAUAAAUGGGCCGGACAUGCGUGCGUACACAUACCAACACAGCCCCGUGCCGCUUCAAUCUCAAAGACACACCCAUGUGAUCUUACCAAGGCUUACACAUAUGCCAAUUUACAUUACGCUUUUGUUGUUUCAUUUUUUCCUGGAACUUCUUCCACCCAUGCAGAGUAGCUCAUUUGAAAACAUAUUUCCUGUCUGUAGAUUAUGGAAUGCAUGAUAGAUUGAUAAAUCAUUUGCAGGCGUCUGACCCGGAUGAACAGAACGACUGACUGUGUACCUUGGCUCCCAUUUAGAAUGUAACGUGUGUGCAGGUGAGCACCCCUCACACACAUGAAACUCGGUGUGUAUAGUAAGUAAGUGUAUAUAGUUUGGAAUGAUUUGAUGGUGCGUAUGACAUUCAGAGUUGAACGGGUUGUGCUUGUUUGCUCUGAACAUACAGGGAUUUCAUUUCUAUGCAAGUAAAGCAGCGACUUACAUGAAGAGGGCAAAAACAAAGAAGCCAGUAGGAUAUUGAUUUUAUGAAUGAUUAGCGUGCAUCCUGUGUUGUGUGUUUGCUUGUGGAACUGCACAUUAAUGCAUGUUGUCAAAAAUGUCCACAGUGUCAAAAAUACAUACCUUUUACGCGAUUUAGCCAAAUAACCAAGGAUCUUACAUACGUACUGUACUUUCUGGACUAUAUGUCGCAUCAGUCCAAAAAUGUGAUAUGAAGAAUAUGAGUCACACUGGUCUAUGUCACAGAAAUUUAUUUCACAAAAUUCAAGACCAAGAUCAGAUAUUUCAUCUGCAAAGGCAAGUUAUUCAGCUGCACAACAGCACACGGAACAAUGGCUGAAUAUGUGUCCCUAAUGAGCAGUUAUUCAACCUCACAACGACAUAAAGAACAUACCUGGGAGACUGAAUAGGCUAAAUCGGGGAGUCAGUUUUUUUAUUGGCCGGCUCAUUCUACAAAUAUAACAAGACAAUGUCAUUUUAGUAGCAAAAACUUGAAAUAUUAAAGAAAAAAGACAUUUUUUUAAGUUGUAAUAUGAGAAAUAGCAAUACAACCAAUAAAGUUGUAAUUUUUGAAAAAUUAGUUUGUGGAAAAACUUACAUUGUUAUGAAAAUAAAGUCAAAACAUUAAUGGCAAUAAAGUCAUAAUUACGAGAGGAACUUUUACAAGAACAAACUUGAAAUAGUUGGGAAAUAAUAAAAAAAAAACAGCAGAAAUUUUAAAAGAAUAAAGUCAAAAUGUUAAGAGAUGUUGGAAUCAAACGAUAAAAAAGUCACAAUUUUACAAGAAUUAGCUCCUAAUAUCAUGUAGAGUUGAAAUAUUAAAGAAAAAAUAUAUAUUUUUUAAGUUGUAACAUUAUGAGUGACAAGAAUUUUUGGGAAAAUUUGGUUGGGGAAUAGUUAUAAUAUUAUGGGAAUAAAGUCAUAAUAUGACAAGAAGAAAAUUUAUGAAAAUUAUGUCAGAAGACAGUUGAAGUUUUUGGAAAUUAAAAAAAAAACUGCAAAAAUGGAGAAACCAGCAAAGACCAAAUAUGCUUUUUCACAUCACAAAGCUGAGAUGCAGUAUUUCUUAAUAUACAUAUAAUUUCUUAGCAUAUCUACAUGUGUUCAUUGACAAAAUAAAGUUUAGUUUGGGGCUAAAUCAACAUAACAAACCAGUGAGUCCAACAAGCAAAUUACUGGCAAUCAAGUUCACCAAGCUCCCGAUCUCAUUCUAUAUCACUGAAUGGCAGGCUAGAGUGCCCUCUGCACGCUUUGGUUCAUGUCAGUUCAUAUGAAUUAACGUUUAAAUACAUGUUAAAUUCUAUAUAUAUUUUAACAUAUAAGUCGCACCGGACUAUAAACCACAGGACCAGCCAAACUAUGAAAAAAGUGCAACUUAUAGUCCGGAAAAUACGGUAUGCUUGUUCGAUUCAGUACAGUGCGAUAGCCCUUCUUAAUGACAUCAUUGUGUAUUUCUUCCUUCCUUUCCAAAAAUGUUUCUUUCAAGCAUUAGUCACGAUAACAGUAAUGUGCCCCCCGCCCACUCUAAUGCCAAACGUUCCUUGCAAAUCCAACAGCUUAUGAGUAAAUCCUUAUUUGUCUCCAUGCAGAAGAAACCCAACAAGCAAGCUGUGUUCCGUAUAAAAUGCACCCAUUACUGUAUGCUGUCUUUUGUUAAUGGUUGGAAUGGAAGGUACCUUAAUGAAUGUAUGGGCUGUGCGACUAGUGCCUAGUUUCAGUAUCCAAGCUGGCAAUGCUUAAAAGAUGCGCAUAUGCAACAUUUCAGCUCCAUUAAAAUGAUGUUUUAGACACUUUUUUGUUUUAUUUCAAUUCAAAUAUGUUCUGUGAUAUGGCAAUAACGGUCAAUGAAGCAUGGGGAGCAUUAGGCCUAUGAUGAUAAUUGGACAGGUGCUAAAUUAUACUCAUAUUUGCUUAAAUCAUUUCUUAUCUCCUGUAGGUCACUCCCCAACUGUCGCAUGUGUAUAAAUGUACAUAUUUAAGUAACUGGUCUUGACUUGUUUCUUAUUGCCUGUCUCUUUUGUGUGGGCCUGUUACAGUGCAGUUGAAAGUGCCCUUUUGGAAGCAACUGCGUGGUUACAUAUAUUGCCGGUAGGUCAAUGCACCUUAAAUCUAAAGCGGUUUACCCCAAGAACAUGCAAACGUCUA